Messenger RNA from Peromyscus leucopus (white-footed mouse), 2143 nucleotides. RefSeq names its product PARN like, ribonuclease domain containing 1 (gene Pnldc1). Gene Ontology annotation, molecular function: poly(A)-specific ribonuclease activity; RNA binding. Gene Ontology annotation, cellular component: endoplasmic reticulum; cytoplasm. The record is from RefSeq and is a predicted model, not a curated record. The coding region runs from base 301 to 1905 and encodes 534 amino acids. Gene Ontology annotation, biological process: nuclear-transcribed mRNA poly(A) tail shortening. NCBI's taxonomy places the organism in Eukaryota, Metazoa, Chordata, Mammalia, Rodentia, Cricetidae. The transcript has 19 exons.
GGAUACCGUAAGUCUGGAACUGAGAGGCUAUAUCAGACCGGAGACUAGUAAGCAUGGAGACUGGUCACUGGGUACCAUAGGCAGGCAUUGCUUCACGGUAAAGACCACACUAGCUGAUUGCAACAGGUUCCACUUUCCCAGCAAGUUAAGGUCAGGGCUGUGGGCAUCACACGCAAAUUCAAAUUCGCACCAACCAGCUUCUGGCCGUAGCGGGCCACGUGCACGAGCUUUAAGGUCCUGCGCAGCGGAAACGCGUGGGCGGCACGUGGCGGCAUCCGGCGCGCCCUGGAACCAGCGGCUAUGGACGUGGGCGCCGAUGAAUUUGAACAGAGCCUCCCACUCCUGCAGGAGCUUGUCGCGGGUGCGGACUUCGUGGGUCUCGACAUAGAGUUCACAGGUCUGCGUUCAAACUUGUCCCGGCCCCAGCAGAUCAGUCUUUUUGAUUUGCCGUCUGAGUGGUAUGUGAAGACCCGUCAGAGUGUUCAGCAAUUUACAAUCUGUCAGAUUGGGCUCUCUGUGUUCUCCAGCAUUGAAGGAGAGUCAAACAAGUAUGUAGCCCACUCCUGUAACUUCUUUCUCUUUCCUACAACGUUUGGGAUCUUGGACUCAGAGUUCUCUUUCCAGGCGUCUAGUGUUCAGUUUUUGAAUCAGUAUGGCUUCGACUAUAACAAGUUCCUCAAAAAUGGAAUCCCAUAUAUGAAUGAAGAACAGGAGAAGAAAAUUAAGCACAGUAUCCUGAGAGGGAACUGGAGAGUCCGAAGCUCUCUGGAUAAAGACCAAAUUAAGGUGGUGAUUGACAAGGUGACUCGGUGGCUGGACCUGGCUGAGGAAGGUGACCAGAUGACUCUGUCUGGCAUUUCUGGGUUCCAAGCCUUUGAGGUCCAACUGGUGCUGAGGCAGGCCCUCCCCAACAUCUGGACAGUGCUGAAAGACGAGGGGGUGGUUGUGAAGAAGGUCAGCCAGCCUCAUCGUUGGUACCUUGAGCAUGCCUCUUGCGACCAAGUCAGCUGCUGGAAGGAGCAGAUCCUUCUCUCUGCAAGGGGCUUCUCUGUGUUUUUCCAGAUGUUGGUGAAGGCCCAGAAGCCCUUGGUCGGACAUAACAUGAUGAUGGACCUACUGCAUCUCCAUGAGAAGUUCUUCCGACCUCUUCCAGAAAGCUACGAUCAGUUUAAGCAGAACAUCCACAGCCUGUUUCCUGUCCUCAUUGACACCAAGAAUGUGACAAAGGACAUCUGGAAGGAACUGCGUUUCCCACGAGUCUCCAACCUCUCAGAAGUGUAUGACGUGCUGAGCAGUAACUUGAAUCCCACUCAGAAUUCUGGACCAGUGAUUAUUCAUGCGAGACAGUGUAAAAAAUACGCCGAGACCAAGUGCCCCCACGAAGCAGCGUAUGACGCCUUCCUCUGCGGGUCAGUUCUUUUGAAGGUGGCGCACUUGCUCCUGCAGAGGGUGCAUGGCAGUGAUCCUGCCCAGGAUCCCACCUUCCCUCAGUACCUCGAUGUGCUGGCGCCUUACGUGAACCAAGUGAAUCUUAUCCGAGCUGGGGUUCCUAAAAUUAAUUUUUCUGGCCCUGAUUACCCCAGUAUCCGCCCUCCUGUGCUGAUCCUCACCGUCAGGAGGUGGCCUGGGGUCAGCGAGCAGCAGGUCUACCGUGAAUUCCAGAACCUCUGCAAGUUCGAUGUCAGGCGCUUCACCCGAAGCCAGUUCCUGCUCCUGACCAAUAAGUUUAAGGAUGCCCGGAGUGUCUUGAAGGAGUACAGGAGCCAUCCAACCCUGCAGGUCUCCCUGUACCGCUACUGGAGACAUUCCCCCAACAUCACCUGCCUCUUACAAGUCUGCAGCAUCGUCACCACCUGGGCCAUGGUUGCCUUCGUCCUGGGAAGAUGGAGCCCCAGAGUGCAGUGAGCCGCCUCAGCUUCUGUCCUAGCUCCCCGAGAUGGCCCUCACGGCUCGUCUGUCUGAACCAGUUUGUUUUCAGGCAGAGCCAUGUGGUCCUUUGUAGAUACUUUGUUUUGUCCUGAAUGUGAGAUUCUGUAAAUAUGAUGUUUUCAGGCAGACCUGUGUGGUCCUUUGUAGAUAUUCUGUUCUGAAUAUGAAAUUCCGUAAAUAUGACUGAUGAUAAAACAAAAACAAACAAACAAAA